AUGAAAAUUCUGGUGUGUGGAGAUGUGGAGGGUCAUUUCAAGCAACUGUUUACCAGAGUCCAGAGCAUCCUCUCCAAGAACAAAGACUUUGAGCUGCUGUUGUGUGUUGGAUCUUUCUUUAGCUCUGACUGCCAGGAGGAGUGGAGUAAGUAUCGGGAGGGGGUGGAAACAGUGCCUCUACCGACGUUCAUCCUUGGCCCGUGUUGGACUGAGCAUGGCCAGUUCUAUGGAGACUUGUCACGUGAUGGAGGAGAGCUUUGCCCCAAUGUCACAUGUCUAGGUCAGCGUGGAGUGUACAGUGUGUCCAGUGGUCUGAGGGUGGCCUAUCUCAGUGGGAGCUACCAGGGGAGGACCUAUCAGCAUCAAGACAAGGGAGAUAAUAUAUUGGUCAGUUCUCUUCCCAAUCACCUGGACAAGUUGUUGAACUAGUUUUUGUUUCUCCCUCUAGCGACCAUAUUUCACUGACUCUGAUGUGUCCUGGC
Messenger RNA from Halichondria panicea, 482 nucleotides. RefSeq names its product CWF19-like protein 1 homolog. NCBI's taxonomy places the organism in Eukaryota, Metazoa, Porifera, Demospongiae, Suberitida, Halichondriidae. Gene Ontology annotation, molecular function: RNA lariat debranching enzyme activator activity. The transcript has 5 exons. The coding region runs from base 1 to 429 and encodes 142 amino acids. Gene Ontology annotation, cellular component: post-mRNA release spliceosomal complex. The record is from RefSeq and is a predicted model, not a curated record. Gene Ontology annotation, biological process: mRNA splicing, via spliceosome.